AGGAAGAAAUGACACAACAAAGCCCUACAGCACAGUACGUUGUAAAUGUCAAAACUGUCGUGAAGCUAUCAUAACGUAGCGUUAAUGCUACGUUUUGAUCUGACACACCGACAAUCUUUUACUACGCUUACAAUAAAAUAAAAUGUUAGAUGGAAAUACGUCUGCAAAUGACACUGCUGAGCACGCGAGUGGAGAUGGGGAGACGGACCUGCCUUUGUGUGAACCGAAGGAGCACGGCUUCAAACCGGCACCGGUGAUCAACGUUACCCCCUCCUCCAGGUUUCUGCAGGUUGAACUGGAGCUGAACGCCCACCUCCGCCGGCUCACCUUCAGCGAGCCUGUCCGGUACAUUUACAACCCGCUGGAGUACGCCUGGGACCCCCACCGCUGCUACGUGGAGAAGUACUGUCGGGGCGGACAAAGCAUCCUGUUUUUAGGGAUGAAUCCAGGACCCUUCGGCAUGGCACAGACCGGGGUCCCCUUUGGUGAAAUAAGGUCAGUUGUUGAUUGGCUGAAGAUCACAGGGGAGGUCGGUCAUCCUGAAGAUGAGCAUCCAAAGCGAAGGAUCACAGGACUCGCCUGCACUCAUAAGGAAGUGAGUGGCGCACGCUUCUGGGGCUUCUUCAGGAAGUUGUGUGUUGAACCCGCACAGUUCUUCCAGCACUGCUUUGUGCACAAUCUAUGCCCGCUCAUUUUCCUCGGUGCCAGUGGGAAGAAUUUAACCCCGCCCGAGCUGCCUGCAGGUGAACGGGAGGCGCUCCUGGCUCUGUGUGACAUUGCACUGUGCCAGGCGGUGGAGGCACUCGGGGUCUCGAUGGUGAUCGGGGUUGGAAGGGUGGCAGAGCAGCGGGCGAGGCGAGCUCUGUCAGCAGCAGGUGCCAACGUGCGAGUCGAGGGCAUCAUGCAUCCGUCGCCCAGGAACCCACUAGCCAAUAAGGGCUGGGAGGAAGUAGCGAAAGCCAGGCUGGAAGAACUCGGUGUCUUGUCGCUGCUGAACAACAUGUGAGCCGAUCAACCUUCUCUGACGCGUGGCUUAUCAAGAGCAGCGUGGAGUGAGCUCUCCCUGACAAUGGAUCCUGAUGUGAAGAGAUUGAGUAAGAGACUCGGUGUAUGUGUGAUUUGAUCAAGUGUUCAGUGUACUGCUAACAAGUACCGGCUCACAUUUCUCCUCACAGCUCAGUCUGUAUCUGAGCAGCUCGUAAUACACUCUUGCCUUCGAGUCCUGCCAUCACUACUGCAGUAAACACAUCUGCACAUUGUUUUCUUCUGAGAAGAUCUGUCUCUGUUCAUUCAGAAAUUGUUUUUAAAUAUGUUUUUAGGCUGUCACUAGGCUGUACACCUUUCUAUUGUAAAAACAAAACAAAUCAAAGCACUAAUGUUGGUAUAUGCUCUGGAUAUCUGUGUAAGUGUGAGCUCAGGGUGUUGAUCACAAUUCAGUGUUUCAGAGUUCCUGUCAGGUAAUUGGAUUUAUUAAACUUCUUCAGACUAUAGUUGUUUUGGGAGAACUGUACUUAUAACUAGUGCGUCUAAUCUUUAAAGUCAGCCUUACCACAGGCAUUACAGCAUGUCCCAAUAAUGAUGAUGCUUAUUGGGACACAACAAUCACGAAACAUGAUUUUCAAAAUGCACUGUGUACUGUGAAUGCACAUAAGACGUUUUAAUUUACCUUCAAAAGGUAUUCAUUCAUUUACCAAAUUAUAAUUAUAUAACCAAGGUCUUAAAGGUGAGGUCCUCAGACUGUCCCACUUAGCUUCUGAAUGGUGACAUUAUAGAGUUCAGAAAUAUUCUGAUAUAAAAAACUAGUUGGUAAAUACACAGUUGUAAGUAUUGUUUAUUUUUAAAUGUCAUUUAUUUCAAUAUUAUAUUUUAUUUGUUUUCUCACUGAUUUUAUUCUCAAAUAAAUCAAUAUAGAAUAAUGAAAUAUGAAAUCUUUUUCUGCCUCUGGUGCUUUAGAGAUGAAGGCUUACUUACAACUAUGGCUGAUUUGUAACAUGUUAAUGAAGCUGAACUGAAGUUUAUACAGGAAAGAAAUGUUUACGCUUUUUCAUUUUGUCUGUCUGUUUCUCUCUGUCUCUCUCUCUCUCUCUCUCUCUCUCUGUCUCUGUCUCUCU
Cottoperca gobio is the source of this 2111-nucleotide messenger RNA. RefSeq names its product single-strand selective monofunctional uracil DNA glycosylase. The coding region runs from base 143 to 1006 and encodes 287 amino acids. The record is from RefSeq and is a predicted model, not a curated record. Gene Ontology annotation, biological process: base-excision repair. The transcript has 2 exons. NCBI's taxonomy places the organism in Eukaryota, Metazoa, Chordata, Actinopteri, Perciformes, Bovichtidae. Gene Ontology annotation, molecular function: oxidized pyrimidine nucleobase lesion DNA N-glycosylase activity; single-strand selective uracil DNA N-glycosylase activity.